This is a messenger RNA of Synchiropus splendidus (mandarinfish), 2680 nucleotides long. It is a transcript of the gene wdr91, whose product is annotated as WD repeat domain 91. The transcript has 18 exons. Gene Ontology annotation, molecular function: protein binding; phosphatidylinositol 3-kinase regulator activity. Gene Ontology annotation, biological process: early endosome to late endosome transport. The record is from RefSeq and is a predicted model, not a curated record. NCBI's taxonomy places the organism in Eukaryota, Metazoa, Chordata, Actinopteri, Syngnathiformes, Callionymidae. Gene Ontology annotation, cellular component: extrinsic component of endosome membrane; early endosome membrane; late endosome membrane. The coding region runs from base 328 to 2529 and encodes 733 amino acids.
UGUCUGUCAUGACAGUAGCCACGGUAAAAAUAAAUCUAAAUAAAUAAAUUACUAUAAAAAUAAACCAAGCGCGACUACGCUAAAGCCCCACCUCUACGUGCAUACGUCACACGCAUCACAUGACGGUCAGGAGGCUGGGACAACAGGAAGAGGUUCCUCUUCGCUGGUGGAACUGUUGACCAAAUGUUUUUAUUUACAUAAUGUAGAAGGAGCCCACGAGGUUAUUCUCGUUUAAAUAAUUGCGUCCAUAAAGGACCGAAUUCUGCUGCACUGAGACCGGACUUUAUUAUUAGGACGCUAAUUUAAAGAGAAUAUCUUGAGCUCAAGAUGGGAACUGCAGUGGAACGGACCGACGAGCAUGUGAGAGAGUAUCUGAUUUAUCGAGGCUUCACUAGCACCCUGAAGCACUUGGACAGUGAGAUCAAAGCAGACAAGGAGAAAGGCUUCAGGGUGGAUAAAAUCAUCGAUCAGCUUCUGCAUUUCAUCCAGAGCUUUGAUCUGAAUGGUCUCAAGGAGUACUGGCUAUAUUUGGAUCGACGCCUUUUCAGUAGGCUGGAGGACAUUUACCGGUCAACAGUCAACAAACUGAGAACCAGCUUGUAUCGGUACUAUGUCAUCAACACAGUUCAGAGAGGAAACAUGGAGAAGACUCAGGAGUUCUUCCAAAAGCAGGCACUGGAGCUGCAGGGUCAGACAGAAUGGCGCGAUUGGUUCAUCCUGCCAUUCAUUCCAGUCCCUGAGCAGAACCCUGCCUUCUCCCCGUAUUUCUCCCGUCAGUGGUCUGAUACCUUCUUGGUUUCCUUGCACAACUUCCUGUCUGUGCUCUUCCAGUGUAUGCCUCAGCCAGUUCUGCUCAGUUUUGAUGCUGAAGUCCAGAGGUCGACCAGCCUGACCGAAGAAAACGAACAGCUGCGCCAGAAGCUCUUCGCCCUGCAGCUGGAGAACCAAGACCCAUUGGACGGAGAUGAGAAGAAUCACCACAAGCUGCCGCUGUACGUCCAGAACAUGGAUCGACUGGGAGACACUGAGCUGGAUUUGGUGACAAGUCAGCGUGUGGUCAGCGCUGCCACAACUCCCUCGCGAAAUUUCUUCUCUACGUUCUUACCGCAAGGUCGGCGUACACCCGGGAAAUCGGUUCAAGUUGCAGCCGGAGCAUCACCAAAUCAGGCAACAGUUGGAAGGAAGGAAUUGACACCUAACCAGGGUGCAAGGUCAAAAGACACAGUACAGACGAAGGAAUUAAAAUCUUCCUCCAGUCUGGAGCUAUCAAGCUCCUCACCUCAAACAAACCUGCAGGCACAUUCCAGACACAAGAAGAUUCAGGACCAUGAGAAAGAGAGGAAAGAACUUCUAUCCAAACCAAAUCAGGUGUCUGAGAGAAAAGCAGAUCCGGUGGAGGUGGACCUUUCCUCAGAGAAUACGGUCGAAGCGCACGACUCCACCUCCUCCGUCAGCAGAGCAGCAGGAGAGGGAGGAAGUCUCUCUGUGGAACAGCCUUUUAUCAAACUCAGCCAGGAAGAAUAUGGAGAACACCACUCUUCUAUAAUGCACUGCAGGGUUGAUUGCUCCGGACGCCGAGUUGCCAGUUUGGAUGUUGACGGUGUUAUUAAGGUGUGGUCCUUCAAUCCCAUAAUGCAAACCAAAGCCACCAUCAUGUCCAAAUCUCCGCUGCUGUCGCUGGAGUGGGCCACCAAACCAGACCGCCUGCUCUUGCUUGGCAGUGGUGCUGGGACUGUGCGACUGUACGAUACUGACGCCAAGAAGAAUCUGUAUGAGAUGAACAUUGAUGAGUCUCAUCCACGGAUUCUGUCUCUGGCUUGGAGUCCCAGUGGUUCAUCAUUCGUCUGCUCCGCUGCGGCUCUCGGCGUCGAGUCCACUCCACGACUUCCUCUUCCAGUUUCAGGGCGCCUGCUGCUCUGGGACACCAAAACUGUCAAACAACAGCUGCAGUUCUCAUUGGAACCUGAGCCAGUUGCUAUUAACUGCACAGCCUUCAACCACAAUGGGAACCUGCUGGUGACUGGAGCUGCUGAUGGAGUCAUCAGAUUGUUUGAUAUGCAGCAGUACGAGAGCGCAAUGAGCUGGAGAGCUCACGACGGAGAAGUCUACAGCGUGGAGUUCAGCUAUGAUGAAAACACAGUCUUCAGUAUCGGGGAAGAUGGCAAGUUCAUACAGUGGAACAUUCAUCGAUGUGGAGUGAAACAGGCAGAGCAGGUCGUAUCCCGGGACGCAACAGGACCCUUCGUCUUGUCAGGAUAUAGCGGAUACAAACAGGUUCAGGUCCCCAGAGGUCGACUUUUUGCAUUUGACUCUGAAGGACAGCAUGUUCUGACAUGUUCAGGCACGGGAGGAGUCAUUUACCGGUUGACAAAUAAGGAACCAGCUCUGGAGAGUGUGUUGUCUCUAGGCGGACACAAAGCCCCGGUGGUUACAGUCGAUUGGUGCUCAGCAGUCGACUGUGGUACCUGUCUGACUGCCUCCAUGGAUGGAAAGAUCAAACUGAGCACGCUCCUGGCACAGAAGUCAUGAUGCCUGCGUGUAUGAAUACAGCUGAAAUAUAAAGGUCACAGGGGUGGGAAAAAAUCAGUUACUGAUGGAAUCAAGAGAUGGUCAACAUUUACAUAAUGUCAUAGAUACUUGUGAAUUCAUUACAAGAUUAAACUCUCUGAGAAGUUCUGCA